Melanotaenia boesemani (Boeseman's rainbowfish) is the source of this 2588-nucleotide messenger RNA. Its product is annotated as CTD nuclear envelope phosphatase 1A. NCBI's taxonomy places the organism in Eukaryota, Metazoa, Chordata, Actinopteri, Atheriniformes, Melanotaeniidae. The coding region runs from base 653 to 1390 and encodes 245 amino acids. The transcript has 8 exons. The record is from RefSeq and is a predicted model, not a curated record. Gene Ontology annotation, molecular function: protein serine/threonine phosphatase activity.
CUGCGCGCAACCCCGGAGCUCGUCGCGGAAGUGACGGCAAAGCGGCUAUGGCGGCUCGCAGUUUCAUUCCGGAUUUCCACUGGACUACAAACUGAUUUUAACCGGACCGGUUAGACUUUUGAGAACUUUUGCAAAGCUGUCUAUCUUCGGAUGCCGCACAGACUGAAAUCGUGUUAAACCGGUGCUUGUCAACGAAAGGCCCCAUAGCUUUUUGGUGGCAUUUUUGUCAAAGGUUCAAGGUGGUCACCCUGUCGAGCUAGCGAUAGCUUUGUGGCUAUUAGCUUAACAGUGGUUCGUAUACAUCCAGCUAGCUCCAGAGCUAGCUUGUCAACGAGCUGCGUGCUAAGGUCCAUACAGCAGCAGCAGUCGUCGUGCAGCGGCUUUUCUUUUUGACCACGUCCACACUUGUCUGUCUGUUACAAUGCAAGUGGUCUUUAUUGGAUGCUAAUUUUUUUCGCCACAAGUGUGCAGAGCGAGGUACUCACACGUUUGACUGGCCUCUUGACAAUUUGAAUUGCUAGUUUGGCGGCUGAGGCUAAAAACGAAUUUUGCCUGGUUAACAAGCAAUUCCCUCUGUAAUUACAAGAGCAACUUAGCUCAAGAGCUUGUUAUCAAGUGAGAAUUGAAGUGGAGUUGCUGUGGGGUCAUCAACAUGCUGAAGACCCGGCAGUGUCUACUUGGCAUCCGCACUUUCCUCAGCGUUACGUCCAGAAUAUGGGGCUUCAUCAUGUACAUCCUCAGGAAGCACCUACGAACGAUAAUCCAGUAUCAGACGGUGCGAUACGACACUUUGCCCUUGUCACCCAUCUCCAGAAACAGACUCAACGCAGUAAAGAGGAAGAUUCUGGUUCUGGAUCUGGAUGAGACACUGAUUCACUCUCACCACGAUGGGGUCCUUAGGCCCACAGUGAGACCUGGCACGCCACCAGACUUUAUCCUCAAAGUCGUCAUUGAUAAGCAUCCAGUCAGAUUCUUCGUACAUAAAAGGCCACAUGUUGACUUCUUUUUAGAAGUGGUGAGCCAGUGGUAUGAGUUGGUGGUUUUCACAGCCAGUAUGGAGAUUUAUGGCUCUGCAGUGGCAGACAAGCUCGAUAACAACAGAAACAUCCUGAAACGCAGAUACUACAGACAGCACUGUACAUUGGAUCUAGGUAGUUAUAUUAAAGACCUGUCAGUAGUACAUGAUGACCUGUCCAGUAUUGUUAUUCUGGACAACUCGCCUGGUGCUUAUCGUAGCCAUCCAGACAAUGCAAUACCUAUCAAGUCCUGGUUCAGUGACCCUAGUGACACAGCACUUCUUAACUUGCUGCCUAUGCUGGACGCAUUAAGGUUCACUGCUGAUGUCCGCUCCGUCCUCAGUCGAAACCUCCACCAGCACCGGCUCUGGUGAUGGGCUGAAUUGAGAGGGGCUUGUUGACUAGCCUUUUUUCUCUCUCCUGGCGUCCAUCCUGCCCUCCAUUCCCACACAGACGACCCACCAGCCCUCUCCGAGAGGAGAUAAGGGUUGGGGUGACCGCCUUAUUUGGGAUGAACAGUAUGGGAUCACCAGAACCCGAAAAAAAACUACUGGGGAGGUAGAGGUAGCCAGCUUGUUUUGCUUUUUCUUUUUUUUUUUUCCCUCAUUUCUUUAUUUGUUUUUGUUUGUUUUGUUGUUUUUUUUCCAAAACAAAACGGAGCCUCUCUGCCUUAUAGCUCCUGAUACUGACUGUGCGUAUGGAGGUGAGCUUGUGUACGAGCUGGAGUAUGCUUGCCGAAUUCUUUAGUCCUUUUUAAACUUUUUUGAAGAUUGGGAGGUUGGAGAAGAAGAGGAUCAGCAAAGCAACAAAGACUAUUCUACAUUGUUUCUUCCUCUUCUCCACCAUCAUCAUCGCACUUCAACAGACAACUUAUCAAUUUACUGUUUUGCCCUCUCAGACCAAAUGAGAAGGGGAAAACAGAAAACUAUCCCCUUUUGGAUUAACUUUAUACCCCUGAGGUGAUUCAUUUAUUCCAGAGUUUCUUGUUUUCUUAUUUUUCCCUUCCCCCCAGCAAAAAUGGAUGGAUUUAAAUAAAGUGGUUGAUGGACCUUUGCUUGCAACAAACCAUCCAGUCAUUUUUUUCUGGACAGUUCUUUUUUCCCUGCCAUUAAUCAGAACUCUUCUCCCCAAAGCUCCUGAUGGGACUCGGUGAUAAGAUUUAAAAAUUGUGAGAAAAAAAGAGAAUGGCUUGUUUCGAUAUGUGAACUGCCGUGUCGCCUUUCCAUAUUUGAUUGUUUCUCUGUUACCAAGAUAUAUUAUAGAAUGACUUCUGCAAACAUGACAUUUUGCUCUCCCUCUUUACCAUUUGAUGCCAUCCUGAUUUCAUCUAAUAGGAAUUGCACUUAUUUUGUCCCCCUCUGUUUUUGUUGCAGUUUGUUUUCUAUUUGACUCAAAUUUGCAAACAUCUCUGUUCUGUUUUUACCCACUCCCCCUUACUAUAUGGGUUCAGCUACAAGACCCUCUAUCUUUAAAUGCCUUCUGAACAAUGUCAGUCUUGUUAAGGCUCACAGCGGCUUCUUAUCGGCUCUGUCUCCAUGUCUGUGUUACUAAUAAAACACUUGUCAGUAUCGA